UAGUAAUGAUAACUUUAAUUUUAUUUAUAAUAAAAUUACAAAUUUUUUUAAUAUCCGGAAAAUAUAUAGAAGGAAGAAUUAAAACUCAUAAGGAUUGGAUAUUUUUGACAAGAUUUUGUUUUAUAUCUAAACAAGGGCAAUUCGAAUAUCAAAUGGAAUUCGACAGAAAAAUUGGCGAACCAAAGCUAUUACUUUAUUAUGAUGAACCAAAUCAAUGGCCCGGAGUUUAUAAAACUGGAAAAACCUGUUCUCAAAAAUUGUCGGCAUUAAGUAUAACAAGUAAUCAAAUAAUUACACUAUCAGCUAGAGCACCAUAUAGUUUUCAAUCCGGUUGUAUUUUAAGAUCCAAAGAAUAUUUUGCUGAAAAAACUACUCAGAAACCACAAAUGCAGCCGGUAACCAAAAAUAGUGAAAUAGAUAACAUAAUCAGUUUAAACUCAUCUAAGAUAUUUCCUGAAAGUCUAGUUCAGCUUAAUAUUUCUUAUAAUAUUUUUAUUGAAGAAUUUACAACUGAAAGUAAUGAUGUUGAAACGACUAAAAAAAAGGAGUUUCUUACAUGGGCACCUAUCGACGAAAUUACUAAGAUUGAUUUUACUGUAACAUGCAACAGCUCAGGUGGGUUUCUAUCGGCGAGGAAUCGUUGGUGGUAUAUUGCUAUAUCAAACUGUGGAAGUAAAUAUGGAAUAGAUAUAAAAUAUAAAUUUCGAAUGACAAAUGGUCCACAAGGUGAUUUUUGGCACGAACAUUUUUCUGCUGAUGAAAUGUAUAUUUCACCAAUCCUUUUGACUCAAAGUUUAACUUACACGUUCCUGUUGAUGGCAAUUUUUGUAUGUUCAAUAGAAUUAAAAACCAAACAUUUGUUACAUUGUACCUACAGAUUAUUUGGAAUUAGCGCUAUGUUGCAAUAUUUUGGAAUAAUGAUAUUAGGUGUAGCAUGGGCAAAAUAUGCAAUAUAUGGUGUAGGACCAUUUACAACUAUUGGAACAAUGUUCCAAGGUGCAUCUGAUAUUGUUUAUUUGAUUUUGUUGCUUCUGUUAGCCAAAGGUUAUACAGUAACAAGAGCACGCAUAUCAAUAUGUUCAACGAUAAAAUUUACAGUAUUCAUAAAUGUUUAUUGUGUCACCUAUAUAUCUUUAUUCAUAUAUCGUGAAGAAGUUUUUGAUCCAGGAGAAGUUCUAAAUUUGUAUGAAUCACCAGCUGGCCUUGGAUUAGCACUUUUACGUUGCAUUGCAUGGUGUGCAUUUUUACAAUCUACUAUUCGUACAGUAAGAAAAUAUCCAGAAAAAAUUGGAUUUUUUUUACCAUUUUCAAUGUUAGGCUCCUUAUGGAUAUUAGGAGUUCCAUUUGUAACAUUAACUGGCAUAUAUUUAUUUGAUCCAUGGGUACGUGAAAGUAUUGUUUAUGGAUUUACAGCUUUUCUAACAACAGUUGGACAUUCAACAUUUUUAUGGUUAACUUGGCCAUCAAGAGCCAAUCAAAGUUUUCCAUAUCAUAUACGUACAAAUCACGUAGCUGCUUUGGCAAAUGCUUCUGACGAAACAUCAUCAAUUGAUUAUCCUAGACAUAUUUAUGAACUUUCACCAGAAAAUCAACCACAAACAGUAGAUGGUCGAAUUUUUGAAACAAUUGACUAUAUGCCAAGAGAUAAGUUAACACAAAUUCAUAACAUGUUUUUAGCAAAAUCAUAUUAUCAAAAUGGUUCAACAAUACCUAGUAAAAUUAGUAACGUUAGAGUUAAGAAUUUCGCUAACAAUUAUCACACUAAUUACGGAGAAAUACUAAAUGAAAAUGAUGAACAAACAUUUAAAACUGAAUCACAUGGUAAUGGUGUUUAAAGAAAUUGGCCAUAUUAAAGAAAACAAUUUUAAUUUAAUUUAAAAUUUAUUAAAUGAAGAAAGUGAA
Molecule: messenger RNA, 1902 nt
Organism: Condylostylus longicornis
Lineage: Eukaryota; Metazoa; Arthropoda; Insecta; Diptera; Dolichopodidae
Product: transmembrane protein 145-like
Exons: 7
Coding region: 6-1835 (609 amino acids)
Biological process (GO): G protein-coupled receptor signaling pathway; response to pheromone
Source: RefSeq, a predicted model, not a curated record